Messenger RNA from Cladocopium goreaui, 698 nucleotides. The record is from the annotation of a GenBank genome assembly. Lineage: Eukaryota; Dinophyceae; Suessiales; Symbiodiniaceae.
CCACCAUCCCUGCCAUGGAUGGCGGAAUCUGUUUCGAGUUUGUCGAGCUGUGCGUGGGUCCUGGCCUCUCAGGUGGGCGAGCAGCUGCGCGGGACCUUGCUGGAAGCUGAGGCCGAGACGCGCGUGGUGGUGGUGUACAGCACGGAGGACUACAGGCGUUUGGCGCGUCAUGUGGUGACUGCCACGGAUGAGGUGGUAGAGGUGGGGAGCAGCUUGGGCAAAUGCACCGAGAUCUUGGCCGCGAGGGCCUCGCAAGUACUGGGUGUGGACGUGAGCUUGGAACAAUUGGCCAUCAGUCGAGAGCGGGUACCCAGCGUGUCCUUUGUCUUUCUGGAUCUCUUCGAGGAAGCGGCGAAGCUGCCGGAGCAGCUGCGACGGCACGGUGUGCAGCGCUGCAGCUGUGCGUUUCUGGACAUCGGGGGCGAUCGACGUUGCAGGCAGGUGCUGCGCGGCAUCCAACUGCUUCGAGAUCACCUGGAUUUGCGGCUGCUGGCUGUGAAAUCGGAGGAGCUGUAUGCUGCCAUGGCCAAGUGGACAGGGCAGAAGGGCAUCAAUGAUGGCCACCGCCUCUCCGACGUGCCCGGCUUCCUGCGAUGCCUCGACACUUCGGCGCCGGAGAGUGCCAAAGCCCAGUUGAAGAAACAGAAACGUGCCAGGCGCGUCCAAGCACUCGCUGACAACAAGGCCCUAGCUGAGGC